AUGUUCAAUUACGAUAUAAAGUACUGCAAGAAGGAAGACAACAUAAAUGCUGACUAUCUAUCCAGAGCUCCAUUAAAUGAAGCACCAGAUGGCGUUAUCGCUGCGCUAGAAUGGGAAAUCGCCGAAUUACAAGAAGAAACGCUACAUCAUAUCACUUCAACAGCAGUUAUAAGUGCUAUGAUCACUCAAGAAACGAGUACUGAUCCAGAAUUGUCGAGUACAUGUGUCGUCAAAAAAUUCACCAUUUCAAACGGUAUCACCUUAUGUGGCAAGCGUGUUGUCAUUCCGAAGAAACUUCAACCAGCAAUUAUGAAUGAAUUGCAUAUGACCCGCUUGGGUAUUGUCAAAAUGAAGCAGUUGGCGCGUAAUUACUGCUAUUGGUCCGGAAUUGACGCUGAUUUACAAUGUUUGGUGAAAUCCUGCGUUCAAUGUUCAGAAUACCAGAAACAACCAGCCAAGGUCAAAGUUCAUCACUGGGAAAUUCCUGAAAAUAAUUUUGAUCAAAUUCACAUCGAUUUCUCCGGUCCCAGAAAAGGCUAUCAGUUUUUGAUCGUAGUCAAACUUAUCAAUUCAACUGCUGAUGAAUAA
Messenger RNA from Planococcus citri (citrus mealybug), 588 nucleotides. RefSeq lists its product as uncharacterized. The transcript has a single exon. The record is from RefSeq and is a predicted model, not a curated record. Lineage: Eukaryota; Metazoa; Arthropoda; Insecta; Hemiptera; Pseudococcidae. Bases 1 to 588 code for a protein of 195 amino acids.